AUGGACGACACUGGAGUGCUGAUCAAGAGCGUGUGGAGGGAGAACCGCCAGAAAGAGAACAGCAUCAUCCGAUCUCACCUUCCCUCCUACCCUUUCAUCUCCAUCUCCACCAAGCAUUUCCGGUACCGCGACAAGAUCCCAGCCAAGUCAUGCACCGCCGUCCACGACUCCAACCACGGUCGCCUCCAACUGGUGCUCGACGUCUUUCCUGUCAGGCAGAUAGGAAUCGUCCUCUUCGACGGCUCCGGCAACCUGCCGAAGUGCCAAGAAACCGGGCAGCCGUGCAUGUGGGAGUUCAACCUCAGGGUGCACGUCACCGAUGACAGGGGGAUCAACCCCGCCGACUUUAUCAUCGGGCUCUUCGCCACCGGCUCUCUCAGGAAAAGCCGCCACUGCUGGGUUGUGUUCAAGGGAGGCCUCGACUUCGGCAGCCUCGUCAAGCUGAUCACCGGCAUUGAACUGCCGCCGGAGCGCCAGGACUUGUUUGCGAAGGUAAAGAUGUACUUCCCCACGUUCUACGACGUCAUGCACGUGGUGGCCGCAACGCCGGGGCUCUCUAAAGCCCGAGGGAAGCUCGAUCGAGUGGCGAAGGCGAUGGGGGUGGGCAGAGAAACUGGACCUCCUUACGGAGCGGCGUCCGACGGUCUGCUGGCGCUGCGUGUGUUCUUGAAGGCGAUGACGGAGAAGUUCGGCGGCGAGUUGCCGGAGGAUCAGGCCAACGUGAUCUUUGGUUUCUGCAGGGAAGGAGAGCGAGUUUGA
Molecule: messenger RNA, 759 nt
Organism: Nymphaea colorata (pocket water lily)
Lineage: Eukaryota; Viridiplantae; Streptophyta; Magnoliopsida; Nymphaeales; Nymphaeaceae
Product: probable CCR4-associated factor 1 homolog 10
Exons: 1
Coding region: 1-759 (252 amino acids)
Cellular component (GO): P-body; CCR4-NOT complex; CCR4-NOT core complex
Molecular function (GO): poly(A)-specific ribonuclease activity; nucleic acid binding
Source: RefSeq, a predicted model, not a curated record